CUCCUCAAGGGGUAGGAAGUGAGAUGGGAACUGCUGCGGUGUGGAGGGAUUAGUAACUCACCCGAGGAUGAGCGGGAUGUGGCUUUGUCGCCUGGAUUAGUGUGAUUUACACCCUUAAGCCGCUCCAAGAGCUCGUAAACAGCCGUGCCCGUGUGUGCAAGUUGUUUCCGUGCCUCGUGUUAGUCUGGAGCUUUGGGCUUUCAAUUUGGAUAAUCUGGCGCUAUGCAUCCAGCCCCUGGGCGCUUCCAGGCACUGCUCCUCAUCGCUGCCACCAGCCUUGUCACUGUCACCAGCACAGAUCUAACUCCCCGUUUUAUUUCUGAGCCCUCAUCUACUGUCCAGAAGCCUGGUGAGCCCGUCCAGCUCCGCUGCUCUGCCGAGCCCUCCUCAGCUCACAUUUCCUGGCUGUUCAAUGGGGAGCCUCUGAAGAGCAGGGUGGGAGAGGUGGAGAUGCAGGCAGGAUCUUUGACAAUCGUGUCCCUGAGCCCAGCAAGGUGUGGGCGCUACCAGUGCGUGGCGAGCAGCGGCGUGGGCGCCGUGCUGAGCCGGCCGGCCUCCGUGUCCAUGGCCAGUUUAGGUGACUUUGAUGCCUUGGGGACGGCUGUUGUUGAAGCAGAGGAAGGAGGCACAGCUCUCAUCAGGUGCCAGGUGCCAGAAAGUCACCCCAAAGCACAGGUUCGCUUCCAAGUGCGGGGGAAGUGGCUGGAACAAUCAACAGACAACUACCUAAUUCUUCCAUCUGGAAACCUGCAAAUUUUGAAUGUAUCUUUAGAAGACAAAGGGUCCUACAGGUGUGCAGCAUACAACCCAGUUACUCACGACCUCAGAGUAGAACUCACUGCACGGAAGCUCACAGUCACACGCCCUUCUUCAGGUGGCUCCCACAUCCUCCACCCGCUGGCUGCCCAGAGCCUGGCAGUGCCCCAGCACAGCGCCCUGACCCUGGAGUGUGUGGUCAGCGGGGCAGCUCCAGCCCCCACGCGCUGGGUGAAGGACGGCCGGGACGCGCUGAGGACGGGCAGGUGGAGGCUGCUGCACUCCCACCUGGUCACCGACAGGCUGGAGCCAUCUGAUGCUGGGAAUUACUCCUGCCUGCUGGGAAGUGACUCUGGAGCAGUGAAAUAUGUUAACUAUUCGCUUACUGUACUUGAGCCUGCCUCGCUCUCCAGGGGGCUGCAGGACCAGACCGUGGCUGUGGGGGCGAGCGUCCAUUUGUGGUGCGAGGCCGGGGGCAGCCCCGCUCCCGCCCUCACCUGGCUGCACAACGCGGCUCCUCUCGGGCCCUCCCCGCGGCACCUCCUCACAGGAAACCACCUGAGCAUCUGCGGGGUCACCCUGGCGGACUCUGGCGUGUACCAGUGUGUGGGAAACAAUGGGAUUGGGUUUGUGCAGUCCACGGGGAGGCUCCGGGUCCAGCCAGACAAAGACUCCGUCCCCAUCAUCACCUCCUCCCCAGCCAACACCACCGUGGUGGCCGGUGGGGAUGUGACCCUGUCCUGCAACGCCACGGGCCUGCCCGCUCCUGUGAUCCGCUGGUACGACAGCAGAGGCCUCGAGAUCAGCCAGGUUCCUUCAGCAGCUGGCACGGGAGCAGGAGAAACAGCUCCUCUGGAGCUUGCCCAGAGCGACGAGAGCGGCGGCGAUUUUGGUGCAGAAGUGGCAUUUUCAAGCUCGCCUCCGACAAAAUCUGCUGUGGACGCGGCCGCCAUGGAGAAGGCGUCGACCCUCCAGCCUGUACGAGGUGCUGAUGGUGGCCAGGAGCGCCGCGGGCGAGGGCCAGCCGGCCAUGCUGACGUUCCGCACCAGCAAGGAAAGAACAUCAUCCUCGAAGAACACGCAGCCUCCAUCUCCACCUGCAGGAAUCCCCAAGCAUCCCAUUGUUCAUGAAGGCACAAAUAAUAACUUUGGUGUCAUCCUCCCGGACCUGUCUCGCCACAGUGGAGUUCCAGAAGCUCCUGACCGACCCACGAUAUCCACGGCCUCGGAAUCGUCCGUCUACGUCACGUGGAUCCCCCGUGCCAAUGGGGGCUCCCCCAUCACUGCCUUCAAGGUGGAGUACAAACGUCUGGGGCGCAACAGCGACUGGCUCGUCGCAGCUGGCAACAUCUCUCCCUCCAAGCUGUCUGUGGAAGUUAGGAACUUGGAGCCAGGAGAAAUGUACCGGUUCCGCGUGAUCGCGGUGAACACGUACGGGGAGAGGAGGCCAUCAGCGACACCCAGAUCAUGCUCAAGUGGACGUACAUCACAUCGAGCAACAACAACACGCCCAUCCAGGGAUUUUACAUCUAUUACCGGCCCACGGACAGCGACAACGACAGCGACUACAAGCGCGACAUCGUGGACGGUACGAAGCAGUGGCACCUGAUAAAUCACCUGCAGCCUGAAACUUCUUAUGACAUUAAGAUGCAGUGCUACAACGAGGGAGGGGAGAGCGAGUACAGCAACGUGAUGAUCUGCGAGACCAAAGUGAAACGCACGCCGGGAGCGUCUGAGUACCCGGUGAGAGACCUGAGCACGCCCCCCAGCCCCCCUGAGCGGGCGGGGGGCAGCGGGGCCGUGGCUGCCGGCGGCCCCACGCGCAGCGGGGACAUGCUGUACCUGAUCGUGGGCUGUGUCCUGGGCGUCAUGGUGCUCAUCCUCAUCGUCUUCAUCGCCAUGUGCCUCUGGAAGAACCGGCAGCAGAACGCCAUGCAGAAAUACGACCCUCCAGGCUACCUGUACCAAGGGGCAGAUAUCAGUGGGCAGAUGAUUGAGUACACGACCUUGCCCGGGACCAGCCGGGUCAGCGGCAGCAUCCACGGCAGCUUCCUCAGCAACGGCCUCAGCAACGGCUGCCCCCACCUCCACCACAAAGUCACCAACGGGGUCAAUGGCAUGGUGGGUGCAGGAGGAGCAGGACUGUACCCAGGGCACACCAACUCCCUGUCCAGAACACACAGAAUGGACUAUGAGCAUCCCCAUCACCUUGUGAAUGGUGGAGGGAUGUACACGGCAGUGCCACAGGCUGACCGUGUUUCACCAAAACCAACGGCACUUUCGGCAGCAGCACGCUGCCCGUGGUGCCCCUGGGAGCCCCUUUCCAGCAGGAGGGCGUGGAGAUGAAGCCCCUGAGCCCCCAUGUGAUGGUGGCCAUGUGCCUGGCCCCGGGCGGCCCCGAGUGCAGCGCCGGGCUGGAGCUGCAGCAGGAGCAGGAGCAGGAGGAGGGCGCGGAGCAGCCCCCGGCACAGCGUCCCUGCUGCCGGGAGCGCAUCGGCCAGCGGCUCUCCGUGGAUUGCAUGGACGGCAGCAGCUUCCUGCACUCGGAAACGUCGAACCACAUUUUGAGUUGGAGUCCCCUCAUUCUUCAGCCUCUUUCCAAGGACUGUAAGGAAAAACCAGGAUGGAGUUCAUCCGGAGUCACCCUAAAUGGUUCUGGGGACCUUUGUCAGCUCCAGCUGCAGGAAACCUGAGGCAGUGACCGUGUCCCCACUCAAGGCCAGGAACUGCACCGCUGAAAGGGAGUCACGGGGGGAUGUUAAUUAUAACAGAGAGAGUCACUAUUUAUUUUUUGUAGUAGUGUCAUAUGAAUGUAUCUUGGUUUCAAAAUGGUUGCCUUUUUAUAUUAUUUAUGCCUUGAAAUCCCUUUUUUUGUUGUUUUUUUUUUUUUCUUCCCCCACACACACCACAAAACUAGCCUGGUUAUGUGUAUAAAAAAGAAUUGUAAUAAUAUAAAGAAUGAGGAUGGGAAAUGUGGA
This is a messenger RNA of Zonotrichia albicollis (white-throated sparrow), 3734 nucleotides long. The record is from RefSeq and is a predicted model, not a curated record. Lineage: Eukaryota; Metazoa; Chordata; Aves; Passeriformes; Passerellidae.